GACUUUGCGGUAGGAGUACGCUCACAAUUAUGAACAAAGUCAGCAACUUGCUGGGUUCGCAGCCACCCAUUUUUUUUGGCUCAUUAAGUGUGGAGACGCCAUGGGGCACGAUUCACAGGCAGCACAGAGUUUUCUUCAUCUUCUUGCCGUUGCGGCGGACGGCUCCCAUGAGCCGCAGACCUUUCGCCUGCGAUGGGAUCAGCCGUUGAGGCGUUUCGCGCGCGCCUACGCGGUCUUCAGAGAGCUUAGCGCAGAGUCCGAGUCCACCUUGCGCUUGUCUACGCCGGAACACCCCGAGUUGGACUUAGAUGCGACAGCCAGCACAUAUGCCUUUUGUGACGGACAAGAGGUAUUAUUUACUGCGGGCGCGGAGGUGUCCCUGUCGCCCACCGCAUCGCAACGUGCGCAGAAAACGCAGCCAUCCCAGGGAGGAAUGAAAAGACCAGCAGGUGCUUCUCAGAAGAGCGACGGAAAAGCGGCCACGGCCGCGUCCCAGUCCAUGGUCUUGGCGUCGCAAAAGGUGGCGAAGGCCAAAGCCAAAGGAAAGGCCAAAGCAAAGGCUUCUGCCAAAGCCAAGGCCAAGGCAAAAGCCAAAGCAAAGGCCAAGGCCAAGGCGAAGACGCAAGUGACUCUGUUGAAGGCCAAGCCCAAGGUCAAGGCCAAGUCGAAAGCAGCACCAAAAGGUGCCACCAGCAAGGUUUCUUCGGCCGCUUUGGUGAAGGCAGAGGUCGUGGAGCCUGAAGACGGCGAGGUCUUGCCAGGCCAGAAGAUUGGGGAGCCACGGGUGCCUCGGGGUCGCACUCAGGCUACAACCGUCUCCUUUGGACCUGCGAAGGGCUGGCGCGUGAUUGCUUGGUUAAAAGAGGUGAACAGCACGAAACCACAGGCUCACAGCUCAAUGAUUUGCUGGAAGAUCUUGUCUCCUCAAAGAACUCGAGCCUUCAGUUCCUUUCAGUACUUGAAGAAAGCUGUGGGCGAAGGAGUGUACACUCAGAUUUUCACCGCUGUGCGGCCAAACCUUCUCAGCCGCAUUCGCGAGAAGAGGAACGAGUUGGAAGGUGCUGCGCCGAAGAGGAAGCGCCCGGCCAACACCAGCAGAUUGCCUCCUCCAGAGCCGCUUCCUGCGUCUGCUGCUUCGGCACCAGCACCACGGGUGUCCCGAGAAGCGUGUCUUGCUGCCACACAGGUCUUCGAGCCAGAAGCCGCGAUUGAAGAAGGACUGCCAUGGAAGACUGGCUGCUAUCAUCGUCUCCGAAGGCAUGAAAAAUGCAUUUAUGGAGGACGUGUCCAGCCACAGGUCAUCUACGUCUCAGAUCGGCUUCUGAUCGGCCGUGGGGAUGCUUGUGAUGUUCGGCUUGAUUCCAUGCUGACGCCACAGAUGAUCUCGCGUUCACAUGCCUUGGCAUGUCUUUACGGCGAUGAAUGCUUUAUUGAGGACCAAGGCUCCAUGAAUGGCGUGCACAUCAACGGAUCGCGGGUCAGUGGGAAGCAGGCGUUGAACCCGGGAGACUUGGUGACCUUUGGUGUCCCUUCUGCACAAGCUGAGUUCGACUACAUCUUUGAGACCCGCGCACGGGAGUGAGACAGCUCCAGAUGUUAGGAUUCAACCGGCUCUUCCAAGUCGAAUGGACAUUUCGCAGG
Cladocopium goreaui is the source of this 1641-nucleotide messenger RNA. Lineage: Eukaryota; Dinophyceae; Suessiales; Symbiodiniaceae. The record is from the annotation of a GenBank genome assembly.